AUGACUACAUCCCCAGAUAAGUCCCUGGCUCUGGAUGAUACACCCUCAGAUGACUCGUCGGUCCCAUCGGAUCCCGCGACUCGGAGGCGACUCCAAAAUCGCCUGAAUCAACGUGCUAGCAGAAAGAGAAAAGCAUUGUUUUCAAAAACACAUCACAACCCGCAAGAUCAGAAAUGGGUAGUUUAUGUUAAGGAAUCCGACAUUCUACGAAAGACUAGAGCGAUUGAAGAAACAUCAAGCCACCAAAAUGAAGAAAACCCCUGGCAUCUCAACCAGAUCCAACGAAAUCAUUUUAUGACCAAGUUCCAUGCUUGCGGGUUGCAUAUGAUCAAAAACCCAGCUCUCUCGCCGAACCUUACUUUAUGCGAUACCCGGUACAAUAUGCUUUGUGCUAUAUUCACCAAUGCCAAUUUUAUGGGCCUCACAUUCGAUCUUCUCAAUGAAGAUAUUGCGUCUCAAUUCAAUCUUGUCGGUCCAUCGACGCUGCAUCUUCCAGCGAGUUUAUGUCCAUCUCAGAAACAAAAGAAUAUCAUCCAUCACCCCUGGAUUGACUUGAUUCCAAUGUUGUCACUACGUGAGUCUGUGUUAGACAGGGUUGAGGUACUAGAUGAAGAAGAACUGUGCGACGAUCUAUAUGGAGUUUGUGCAUCUUCUGGGCAGAGUGGGCUUCGCAUUUGGGGCGAGUCCUGGGAUCCGUCUGCUUACGAGGCCUCGGAAACAGUCAUCCAAAAAUGGAGUUGGAUGGUUCAGGAAUGUCCCGAUCUAAUCAAAUCUUCGAAUUACUGGAGGAAACAGCGGGGGGAGAAAGCGAUUGUGUUCAAGAGCUGA
Messenger RNA from Penicillium paradoxum, 828 nucleotides. Its product is annotated as bZIP transcription factor. The transcript has 2 exons. The coding region runs from base 1 to 828 and encodes 275 amino acids. The record is from RefSeq and is a predicted model, not a curated record. Lineage: Eukaryota; Fungi; Ascomycota; Eurotiomycetes; Eurotiales; Aspergillaceae.